Molecule: messenger RNA, 2816 nt
Organism: Microcebus murinus (gray mouse lemur)
Lineage: Eukaryota; Metazoa; Chordata; Mammalia; Primates; Cheirogaleidae
Source: RefSeq, a predicted model, not a curated record
GUUCACCUUUACCGUGACCUUCCCAGCUCCCUGCUGGAAGAUGAGUCCUGAGAAAUCCAGCCUUGGCUUUGCUCCAGAGAUGCCCUACAGGUUGCAGGGAGUCCAUCGUUCAUUCCCCAACCGCCACAAACCAUUCUAUCUAUUCCAGCAGCCUUUAUAACAAGUGCUGUGUGGGUUCUGUUCUUGUAAAACACACAUGAAGAGAGGGAUCAGGUGGACCGUACAGACGUCAGACUUAAUGGGUGUCCAAAUUAAUAUGAAUGCUCCAGCUCCGUGCAGCAGGGUCUGGUGCAGAGUCAAAUUGGGUACAUGUCCAGUGGAUUUAAAGUGGGCCCUGCUGUUUUGUCGAGAGUAACCCAAAUGGAUGGCCGCGUUGUAGUAAGCACAGGUGUGCGUGUGCUAGCAUACAGUGAUUAAUGCCUUCUUGUUGGUUUUCAUUUCUCAUUAGGAAAACUUAGCGCGACUGCAGAGGGCCUUUGCGAGGAAGUGGGAAUUCAUCUUUAUGCAAGCAGAAGCACAAGUAAAGAUUGAUCGCAAAAAGGACAAGACAGAAAGGAAAAUCUUAGAUAGUCAAGAACGGGCCUUUUGGGACGUCCACAGGCCAGUGCCAGGCUGUGUGAACACAACAGAAAUGGAUAUCAGAAAAUGUCGACGUUUGAAGAAUCCGCAAAAGGUUAAAAAGUCGGUGUACGGUGUGACUGAGGAGUCCCAGUCUCAGAGCCCCGUGCACGUCCUCAGCCAGCCCAUCAGGAAGACCACGAAAGAGGACAUCCGGAAACAGAUUACAUUUUUGAAUGCACAGAUUGACAGACAUUGUUUGAAAAUGUCCAAAGUGGCUGAAAGCUUAAUUGCGUACACGGAACAGUAUGUGGAAUAUGAUCCUUUGAUAACACCAGCUGAGCCAUCCAAUCCUUGGAUCAGCGACGAUGUCACUUUGUGGGACAUAGAAAUGAGCAAAGAGCCCAGCCAGCAGCGAGUAAAAAGAUGGGGCUUCUCUUUCGACGAGAUAUUGAAAGACCAGGUGGGGCGGGACCAGUUCCUACGAUUCCUGGAGUCCGAGUUCAGUUCCGAAAACCUCAGGUUCUGGCUGGCUGUCCAAGAUCUCAAGAAACAACCCCUACAGGAUGUGGCCAAGAGGGUGGAAGAAAUCUGGCAAGAGUUUCUGGCCCCAGGGGCCCCAAGUGCAAUCAACCUGGAUUCUCACAGCUACGAGAUAACCAGUCAAAAUGUCAAAGACGGAGGGAGAUACACAUUUGAAGAUGCCCAGGAGCACAUCUACAAACUGAUGAAAAGUGACAGCUAUGCCCGCUUCCUCCGGUCAAAUGCUUACCAGGACUUGCUGCUGGCCAAGAAGAAGCCAGAAAGUGAGCAAGGUCGUAGAACUUCCCUAGAAAAAUUCACUCGCAGUGUGGGUGAAUUUGCAAGCGAGCCAGCGGCUCCCUCUGCAGAAGGUGCACACGUGACCGCCCAGCCUCGGGCCUGGGCACUGGAUCUUCUGUGCGGGGCUGUGCGGAGGAAGGACGCUGCUUGCCCUCGGGCCGCGCGGUUUGUGCAUCUUCUGCAGCAGCCCGGGGAGAAGGCCAUCGAACCAUGCCAUGAAAUAAAUUGGCUGAGAAUCAUAACUCAUUCUAAAAAACCAAACCAAAACAAAAAGCCAAAUCUCCCCCUGUGAACUCUGGCGGUCACACCGGUGCAGGGCGCGAGCUGAUGUUGCUGUGUCCGCGGCUUUUGCUGUGCGCAGGAAGCGGCCGUGCUGCAUGGGUCCUGGCGGCGUGGUCUCGCUGGCGUGUGUUAGUCGCCUCUGCAUGAGCCCCCGUGUCCCGCCCAGCCCCGGGCAGCCUCACACGCUCAGUGCGGCAGGGAGAGGAGGGCGGUAGCAGAAUCCCAGCAGUGUCCCCAGACUCCUCACCCAGUUCCUGAGGAAAGACAGGCUACACGUUCCUACAGCUUCCCUGUUCUUGUAGGCGAGUGGCUUUCCCCCACGAGCACCCACUUAGAGAGUGGUAGGGCCCACAGUGGCACGUAAGGAGACCCCCAGUAACAGGUGGGAGCAGGGAAUGAGUGACUGUUCCCUGUGGCACAUGGUGGAGACUUCUACUGUGGUCUGCAGGACAGCAGAGACUCGUCUCCUCUUUCCACGCUGUUCUCUCUGCUUUGAGCAGAGCUCCGAGCACAGGCAAUACUCAAUCCCGCUCAUUCCCUGACUCAUCACAAGCUGCUAACACCAGGCCAGAGGGUGCCAAGGUGGCGGCCAGAGAGUAGGAGUCGCACACAGGGAACUGUCCACAUUUCCCUUUUCCAAGGGAGAAGCCCAUGGCUGCAGACUUGUUUUGUUUUUGUUUUAUUUUGUUUUGUUUUUGCCUCUGUUGAAGAGGAAAGUCCUUGUAAAACUUGACUACUGUAUGAUUAGCAUCCUUAUUUCAUCCUUUUAGCACAAAUUCUAAGAAUCCUGGGUUAAAAGCAACCUAGUCAUUUGCCUGCCAGGGCUGGAUGCAUUUUAAGUGCAUUUAAACAUUAUUUUGAAUUCACUAGGUGUAGACAUCGCAGUAACUCUAGUAGGUGGCAGUUAAAGUCUCGGUACUCAUCCUUUUCUUCUUUGGUCCUCCCUCUCUGUGGCUUUUCCUCGUAAGAAAUCAGAACAUGCCGAAUGCAAGGCCUGCUGGUCCCGUGUGUGUGACUCCGUGGCUGGGUUGCCAUGGCCACGUGGCUUCACACACCAGGAAAGUGCCACAGGCUGUCAGAAGCAAGGCCUGUGGGACAUCCUCCACCGACAAUGGCUCGAUAGAAAGUGGGGAGAUCCCACCUCUCUCUCUCUC